UGAAUAUUAGUUAAUGUGUUGAUGUAAAAGAUGACUCCGAAAAUUGAAAGACUGAGCGAUGAGUCGUCGAUGGUAAAGGAAGGCCCUUUCUGGGAUGAUCAAAAUAAUGUCCUUUAUUUUGUUGAUGUGUACGGAAAGUAUUUACAAAAGUACGACCCUGUGAAAAAUACCUUUGUAAAACUCGCAUUCGAGAGUAAUAUCCACGCAGUAAUCCCAGUUAAAGGAAAAUCUGAUGAGUUCUUCGUACCAUUUGAUAGCGAAUUAGUGGUCGUGAAAUGGGACGGACAAAGUUCGAAAUAUUCUGUCGUUAAAAGCUUAUGGAAACUGGAUGAAGAACUUAAAGGAAAAGCAUCUUUUAAUGAUGCAAAAUGCGACAGGACCGGACGUCUUUGGAUAGGGACUGCGGAUUCCAGCAUUACUUCAAUAACGCCACCAGAUAAACCAUUUCGAGAAGGAUUCUUUAUAUCAUACGACAAAGGCAAAGUGGUUACUCAUCUUACCAAUAUUGGAGUAUCAAACGGAAUUGCUUUCGACGAUAAAUUAAAAAAAUUGUACUACAAUGAUACCAUUGAUGGCAUAGUAAUGGGAUUCGAUUUUGAUGAAGCAAGUGGCACACUCAGCAACAAAGAAAUUGUUUUCACUUUUGCCAAACAUAAGAUCGAGGGAUUACCAGACGGAAUGACAAUCGACGCGGAAGGUAAUCUAUGGGUUGCCGCCGUAACAGGUGGAAAAAUUUUGAAAAUUGAUCCCCGCAAACGGGAAACUAUAGUAGACAGCGUAUCGUUGCCUGCGACACAGCCCACAUCCGUUACAUUUGGGGGACCAAACUAUGAUGAACUUUACGUCACCACUGCAAGAUUUCCACUGGAGGGCGUAACACCCGAUGCUCCGGAAAACGGCACCUUAUACAGGAUCACCGGCCUCGGUGUAAAAGGCCUACCCCCAAACAGAUUCGUCUAUUAAUCGUUUGUUAAACUAAUUAAUAUUUUUCAUAUUUGUACACAUAUUUUUAUUAGUAUAGUGCCAUAUAUCUUUUUGAACCUUUUCCAGGAAAGUAUCCAUCUUAAAACAAACAAAAAACUAUUUAGUUUUCUUUUUGUGUGAUAUUUGGAUUAAGUUUAAGUUGAUGUUGACUGUAAGAAUACAACGUCAUCACUUUUACUUACUUUUACCUUUUCUUUUAGUAUUUCUUUUCUUUUGUAAUUUUACGUUUCUUUAUUUUAUUUUGUAUUAAAAAGUACAAAAUAUAUGUAUAUAUGUGUUUAUUAAAUACACAAAAACCAAAAAAAAUGAUAUUGGACAAUUAAUUGUUGAAUAGAUUUAGAAAAGCUCUCAGUCCAACUAUUUACUAUUUUCGAAGUGAUGAUUAGUGUAGUGGCUGCUUUUGGUUAAAGACAACCUGUUUGGUCGUUACCUGAAGGCAGUAGGUAGGUUAAGUUCGCUUUUUGUAGUCCUUGCAAUAAAGCCUAUUAUCAUUAUUAUAUCACAUAAAGGAAA
Cylas formicarius (sweet potato weevil) is the source of this 1497-nucleotide messenger RNA. Its product is annotated as regucalcin-like. The record is from RefSeq and is a predicted model, not a curated record. Lineage: Eukaryota; Metazoa; Arthropoda; Insecta; Coleoptera; Brentidae. The coding region runs from base 31 to 963 and encodes 310 amino acids. Gene Ontology annotation, biological process: L-ascorbic acid biosynthetic process. The transcript has 5 exons. Gene Ontology annotation, molecular function: calcium ion binding; enzyme regulator activity; gluconolactonase activity.